AUGAUUUCAGAUUCAACUGCAGCCUCAACAGCUAACGAAACAAUUGACGGCGAAGAUUCUGAGAGUGACGUGUUUGCCAACCUGGACAAAUAUGAUUCCUGCAGUAUCCUCGCUGUCAUCGUCGUCAUCGGACUCUUUGGGGAUGUUUUUUGUCUCCGGUAUUUGACGAGAAAGAGGCUUCGCGAAAAAUCUUACGCUGUGUACUUCAUCACUCUCGCCAUUACGGAUAUCGUCACACUUCUGUGUACCGGGCUUCCAGUAAUUCUCGAAUGGUUCUUUCAUCAGUCAUGGCGACUGGACAAAACGGUGGAGAUUUGUAUCACAUUUCAUUGCAUCCUGGAAGUCUCGGAGAACCUUUCCUCGAUGCUGAUGCUCGCCAUUGCCACAGAUCGUUUUAUUGCCGUUGUCCACCCGUUGAGGAGAAAGGUUAUGUGCACGUCCAGACGAGCUCUGUGGACAAGUGUGGUUCUUACUGUAGUGUCCGUUCUGCUGGCUAUCCCUGACAUUGUCCUGCUGUCCCUUGGUUUACAAAGUCUGGAUUGCCGUGUGACUCACGAGUCCACCCUGGACUUCAUCGAGAAAAACAGAUUCCUUAUCUUCAGCUUAAUUCUUCCGGUGAUCAUAACGCUCUUUUUGAACUUCAAAGUGUUGCGUACCAUUCAUAAAGCAAAGAAAGCAAGGGCGAAUUACUUGGACGCUUCUGGUUCGUCUUUGGCGAUGUCCAAACGCCAGCUCCGUAUCACUCUGGCCCUAGUUACCGUUACUAUAGUUUCUGCGUUGUUGUUGUUACCCGUCGUUGUUUUGGAAAUUUGGGAAUUCUUUCUGUUGAACAGCCUACAGGACAAUCAAGCUCGAAAAGACGUUCUGGCAAACGCCGUUUGUACCUCUCGCCUCAUAGAAGUCAUAAACUUAUCGAUAAAUUUUUUCGCUCUCACCUGUGUGAUAAGUGAAGGCUGUCGUGGCUGUUUUGUUGUGUGCAGUUGCGAAAGUGAUCGCUGUUGUAAUAUCAUGCGGACGUCAAGGCAGAACAGUAUAUCUACCCAACUGUCCGUCAUAAGCAUGCACGAGUUAACGGUGCAACGGUAG
Molecule: messenger RNA, 1086 nt
Organism: Liolophura sinensis
Lineage: Eukaryota; Metazoa; Mollusca; Polyplacophora; Chitonida; Chitonidae
Product: 12-(S)-hydroxy-5,8,10,14-eicosatetraenoic acid receptor-like
Exons: 1
Coding region: 1-1086 (361 amino acids)
Biological process (GO): G protein-coupled receptor signaling pathway
Cellular component (GO): plasma membrane
Molecular function (GO): G protein-coupled receptor activity
Source: RefSeq, a predicted model, not a curated record